GCAGCGUGCAGGUAACAACGUGCAUACCAAUGCUCGUUCCAUCCACGUCGCUCCGACUGCGCUGUCCUACUCGCACGCACGUGCACGCGAGCCGCGCAGGUCUGAGUCAAACCGGAGUGUACUACCAGUUCGCCGUGCGGACCAGCUAAGUCAUAUACGCUGUUAACAUAUACGAGUUGUGCGCAUGUUUGUUUGAGCGAGCGCAUUCCAAUCGUGCUUUGCGCGCUGAGUGUACCUGACCGCAGUAAAACUACUAAGGGAUUUUAGUUGAAAAAUAUCCAUCGUUGCGUUGCGCCGAGCGUUACUCCGUCCAAAUCGGGUGCUCUCUUUCAAUGCGCGCUGGGCUGCGGCGGCUGCGACGAGGUACGAAAACGCGGAGCGUGUGCACACACGGGCGGACCGGGGACCGGUUGUGUGGAAAAGUGCCGAGGAAUCGCGGAAAACUUUGAAAAUUCGCGCGCAAGUCAAUCGGCACGCUCGUGUUUCGGGGCGGCGUAUGUUGUGUGAGUUUUUCGGCGAAUGCGCAUCGGACUUAAGUAGUGCAGUGUGCGUGCGGACGAUUCCACCGCCGGGAUUCAACGUGUGCAUCAUUGGAUUAUCUUUUAAUUAGUGCAUUGGGAUUUAACAGUGGACAUGCGGGAACUUUACUAAGGAUUUCGGAUUAUAUUUAAAACACAUGGUGGUGCACGGCGAGAAGCCUCGGUUAGAGAUGGUGGGGUCAUGCGUGCCGGGCUGUGCACGGUGAGCGCCCCUCUGGCCGCGUGCAGCCCCGCAGGCGCGCUACCCCCGGCCGCCCGCUUCCUAGCACUCCAUCUGCUGCAUCAGCAGACAAUCUACUUCAUCGUCCAGGCCAAAUCGCGCGUGCGCGAGCUCUACCAGCAGACAUGCCUGCACUUCGCCCAGCAGGGCAUGCUGGACACCGACUUGUUCGGCUUAGCACUCAUAUGCGAUGGCGAAUAUUUGUUUGCCGAACCCGAUAGCAAGCUAUCGAAAUAUGCGCCGAAAUCCUGGCGUUCGUCGCAUAGCCAUGGCCUGGACGCGAACGGGCGGCCGGCGUUGGCGUUCUACUUCCGUGUGCAAUUCUACGUCGACAGCCCUCUCCUGCUGCGCGACGAGACGACGCGCCAACAUUACUACCUGCAGCUGCGGCUUAAUGCCGCCUCUACUGCGGCCGCCGGCGAACAUUCAAUCCGACUCGGCAGUUUGGCGUUGCAAGCUGACUUCGGUGACCAUGGCGCCGACGCUGCAGCCUUCCGCCCUGAGGACUACGUGCCUAGCGGUAUGCGAGAGCCCGCUGUGCUGCGCGCCCUCGAAAACGCGCAUCGCGGCUUGCGAAACGUAUGCAAGAUGGAGGCGCGUGCGCGUUUUAUCGCCGAAGCAUGCAAGUUGGAAGCGGCUGUGAAUGCGCAUGUCUUCCAGCUGCGCGCUUCAAAGCAUGAGCCUGCACCCGGCGGGCUCUUGCUUGCGGUGUGCCCACGCGGCCUACGCGUCUGCCCCGACAACAACCCACCCUCAUUGUUCCUAUGGAGCUCCAUCGGGAAGCUCAGCUUCGAGCGUAAAAAAUUCGAGAUUCGCACCGGGCAUGAAAAACUUACAUUGUACACAAGCAGCGAUGAGAAGAGCCGACUCUUGUUGUCGUUGUGUAAAGCAGCGCAUCAAUUCAGCAUGGCGGUUGCGCCGAGACUCACCGAAGCGAAAAAAGAAGAGGAGGAGAUGCAGCGAUGGGAUUGCGAUCAGCGAAUUUCGGUGAUAUCAAGCACAUCAUCCAACACCACGUCUGGAAUAGUCAGCGAUCGAGUACACAGUGAGGAUGAAUUGGAAAUUAUGAUCACAAGUCCACCAGCGCCAUCUACCGAAAGUCUAGCGAUAGCGCAUCUAUUGGAUAGCGGGCCUGCAAGCUCACGUACAUCGAAUGCAUCUGCUGUUGGCGCGUUGGCGACCUUGAGCUUGAAGGAUGAAGAAGUUCCCAGCGAAAGCAGUGCGGGUAAACCUGGAAAAUUCACUGGAUCACAAUGUAGUAGUUCGUGUAGCACUGUUGUUGUGUCAACGUCUGUUAUUCUUCCAAAAAGUAAACGGAGACCCUCUACUAGCAGCAGUCUAGAACUAGGGUACUCACACACGGCGCAAAACUCAGUUGUAAGCGAUUCAACCUGCACCGAUCAGGAUCUACGCGAACCUGUCUACACCUCAGGCCCUGCACCGAGUAGUCACACCAGCGGCGUGUACACACUCAGCUCCAGCGAGCAGUACACAACACCCAGCGAAGAAUAUAGUACUUUAGGUGCCAUACCACUGGAAGAAGAUCAAGUUGACGGCUAUCGCAAUCGUUCUAAUUCGAAUGUGAGCAAUUCGGGUUCAUUCCGUGGCGAUGGCAGCGAUCCUACCGACAAUCAACAUACACUACUCUCCGCUGAGGAACUGUCAGAUUUGAUCGUCGGCAGGUAUCCUUCCUGUAAAUCCGUGAGCAAUACUCUAGAUUCAGAUUCUGAUUAUGUUACCUUACCAUCAACUUAUCAGGGUUACAUUCCUAUACCACCCAAGCGUAUUGAUUCGAUUGAACCGCGUGCCAGACCCCCACCACCUCCAUAUCCUGCUGCUUUCGAUGAGGGUAUGCUGCGGGAUCCACCGCCAUACCCCGAGAACCUCCUACCUCCACCGCCUCCGGUUUACCCUUCGGAAGAGGUCACUGCCAGAUUCAUCACCACCCGCCCGCCGAAUAUCCUCACCGCACAUACAAGUCUUGUUAGUUCCUCACCUAGUUACUCCAGCGCGCCUAGCGUACCACCUAUUCCUCCGAAACACCCACGUUCUUCACUGGGUUCCAUCAUCUCUCCUAAUAAUUAUCUAGAUGUUGCUGCUUCCAAGGCGGCGUCUGUUUUGGUCCCGUGUACAUUCCUCGCUCCACCACCACCUCCACAACCUCGUCAACCACCUCCACCUCCUCCGCUUGCUACUGUUUACACCAGUCAGCUAUCACGCUCGCAGAUUGAACAAUACCAACAACAGAUGUACAGCGAUGUUGACUUUGUUGUAUUCCCUCUGAAAGAACCUGCGAUUAGUAAGCAGGAGUAUCUUGAAGCUAAGCAAGGUUCGAUUCUUGCUGCGCUUGCGCAACAACCCAUGUUUUAUCGUUCCAAUCCAUACCUGCAUCGGUAUGCCUCCAGUCAGAACCUCUCCGACACCUAUGUUCAACUCCCGGUUUAUGGUAGUCCUAGUAUUGCCAGUACAACAGGAAGUCUUGAACCCGUACCGCCACCGUUACCGCCGAACCGACCUCGUAGCAACUUCAUGCGCACCCGAUCGGACGACAAUAUCCUCAACACGCUGGAAAUGCCCGGCGCGAAGCACAUCUCACAACCUACUAAACUACGCCGUGUUCCACCACCACCGCCGCCACCUGUCGACCGGCUCGACAAGCUGCAAGCGGCCGAGAAGGCGCUUGAUAAAAUACCCGAAAAACCCUCCUCUGCCAAUGCGUCCAACAAACCGCUUGAUAUUCGCACACUGCGUGAAAAGUCCAAGAAAAUGGACCUGCCACUCAUCUCUGCGUUGUGCAAUGACCGCUCGUUGAUUAAACAAACCAAGGCGUUUGUUAUGCCGAAACAUCCGAUGUCCAUCUCGACACUGGAGUCGAAAAUGUCGUCGACACGCAGUAAAUAUCCAGUCUCUGGUUUGAGUAACAACAAGAUGGCGAACCGCAAAGCGCCGAGCAUCAGUCAUCGACAUCCGGCUGAUAAAUUGCCUGAAAUACCACAACAAGCGACUGCGCAGACUGCCGCUGAUGGCGUUAUUCCACGCGCAACGCCCAAUAACUACGUUCUUACCGAUCCGCGCGCGAAACACAAAACGAUGCAGUCGUUGUCAUGAUGAUGAUGUGCAGCGUUUGGGAAACAGUAGCAAACUCAGGGUGCCAUUAAUUCCAUAUUUACACAUACUUUUAACGGUUUUUAAAUCAUCCUUAUGUAAAGCCUGAUGGGUUCAAAUUUUAUCAUUUUCAUUUAUAUUACACACACACAUAUACAUCACCUUCAAAUUAUUCCGAUUUCCGGAUGAUUUUGAUAAAGGUGCGAACUAAAAAUCCAAAGUUGACUUGCGAAACACUUGGUUUUGGGUUUUUGCUUUGCUUGCUCUUCAUAUUCCAUCGCGAAAACCAAGAUUUAAAUCCAUCAGCCCGUGGUGUUUAUUAUCGCUAGAGUAUUCUAUAUUUUAAAAUCAUAGCUCGAUCGAUUGUAAAUACGCAUACGAUAUCUACUAAAUUAUCAUGAUACAUGGCCAUUUUCGUUUUAUUUUAUUUUAAUGAAUAGAGGUUAUGUCCGGAGUGCACACACGACAAGAACACACGAAUGGAAUUGAGUUUGUUGUCGACGAAUUGAGUAAAUUUACGUUCCGCAAUCUUUGUUUACUACGAAUAUUCAAUAACCGACGCAUCCUGCACACGGAAAUAAUGUAAUUGGUUUAUAUAUUGACGAUGAUGAUAAAUAUUUUGUAUACAUACGUAUUACCUAAUACAAUUAUAUUAUUAUUAAAUAAUUUUUAUUCUUGCUCAAUCAUUUAAAAUACUACUUAUGAUCUAAGAUGAUAUUAAACGAUACAAAUUGAAAUAAAAUAUACAUUUUAUGCAUGUGA
Messenger RNA from Dalotia coriaria, 4626 nucleotides. RefSeq names its product FERM domain containing expanded (gene ex). Gene Ontology annotation, cellular component: cytoskeleton; cytoplasmic side of apical plasma membrane. The coding region runs from base 721 to 3867 and encodes 1048 amino acids. Gene Ontology annotation, biological process: positive regulation of hippo signaling. The record is from RefSeq and is a predicted model, not a curated record. The transcript is spliced from 4 exons. NCBI's taxonomy places the organism in Eukaryota, Metazoa, Arthropoda, Insecta, Coleoptera, Staphylinidae.